Molecule: messenger RNA, 1653 nt
Organism: Populus euphratica (Euphrates poplar)
Lineage: Eukaryota; Viridiplantae; Streptophyta; Magnoliopsida; Malpighiales; Salicaceae
Gene: GGR
Product: geranylgeranyl reductase
Exons: 2
Coding region: 223-1260 (345 amino acids)
Biological process (GO): isoprenoid biosynthetic process
Molecular function (GO): prenyltransferase activity
Source: RefSeq, a predicted model, not a curated record
AAAAUAGACAGUGCAUUUCCUCUUGCCUAGGUAGCAGCAAACACUCCAAGCCAUGACGACAAGUCAAUGAAACCUUUUCUCCACUCCCAAAUCCCAUCCGAUCCGUCGUAAAUAUGCACCGAACUCCAUUCAAAGCUCAAACUUUCCACAUUGGAAAAGCAACCUUUGUAGAGGCAUAAUCAGUGGUUGAGAGAAACACAGGUUCUGUAAAAAAAAAAAAAAAUGGCUCUCUCUCUCUCAGCGUUAACAUCACCAUCUAUCACUCUCUAUCUCCCUAAAAAAGGCCCAAAUCUUUACCCUCCGAAGCUUAACAAAAUGUCACCAAUUCAAUGUUCUUUAUCAGUUUCAACCCAUUCAAAAACACCCCAGUUUGAUUUAAAGACUUAUUGGACAGACUUGAUCCUAGAAAUCAAUCAGAAGCUUGACCAAGCCGUUCCUAUUCAGUAUCCAGAUAAGAUUUAUGAGGCCAUGAGGUAUUCUGUUCUUGCUAAAGGUGCUAAAAGAGCCCCUCCUGUUAUGUGUGUUGCUGCUUGUGAGCUCUUUGGUGGUGAUCGUCAUGCUGCCUUCCCUACUGCUUGUGCUCUUGAAAUGGUUCAUUCAGCUUCGUUGAUUCAUGAUGACCUUCCCUGCAUGGAUGAUGACCCGUCACGUCGAGGCCAGCCUUCAAACCACAAAAUUUAUGGCGUUGAUAUGGCAAUCCUUGCUGGGGAUGCACUCUUCCCUCUUGGCUUUCACCACAUUGUAUCCCACACACCUUCUGACCUUGUACCAGAGCCACGACUUCUCAGUGUGAUUGCCGAGAUUGCCCGUGCUGUGGGGUCCACAGGCAUGGCUGCUGGGCAGUUCCUUGACCUUGAGGGCGGUCCCAAUUCCGUUGAAUUUGUUCAGGAGAAGAAAUUUGGUGAAAUGGGUGAGUGCUCUGCGGUGUGUGGAGGAUUGCUAGCUGGUGCCAAGGAUGAUGAGAUACAGAGAUUGAGGAGAUAUGGAAGAGCUGUUGGGGUAUUAUAUCAAGUCGUUGAUGACAUCUUGGAAGCAAAAACGAUGAAGAGCAAGGUAGAUGAGGACAAGAAGAAAAAGAAAGGGAAGAGUUAUGUUGCUUUUUAUGGGGUUGAGAAGGCUAUAGAGGUAGCGGAGGAGCUGAGAGCCAAGGCUAAAAAAGAAUUGGAUGGGUUUGAGAAAUAUGGUGAUAGUGUAUUGCCACUUUAUAGCUUUGUGGAUUAUGCUGCUGAUAGAGGUUUCAGUUUUGGUGAGUCAAGUUAGUGAUGAGGCUUUAUCGUCUUCACCGCUGUCUCUGAAAAGAGGAUGGCUUGUUUGAUGGCAAGAGAUGUAUCUUAGUGACAAACACGAUGAGAUACAGCGGCAAACAAGCAUUCUAACUUCAUCGGCAGUGAAAGCUAGUUGCAGAAAGUCUGGUUCUUAUGCUGCUUUCCCGUAUAGAGGAGAUGCCCUCUUCACCAAUCUAGAUGGAGAAACCUGCGAGCAAAGUUAGAAUUUAAUCGCAGAUAGCUGUGUGUUUUAAUUUCCUUUGUAUAAAUCAGACAUGUAAUUCAAUAGCUGCAAGCUUAAUUUAUGGAUGACCGGUAUUAGUAAAACUAUUUGGGUAUUGAAACAAAUAAAAAGUUAUUUUAGAAGCGUUAAAAUAUGGUCUUUAAA